AUGGUGUUUACACAAAAGCAAUGGAUUGUCAUCGGAUGCAUUGCGACUUUUGUUGUAGUUGGUGUCGUCGUCGGUGUUACCGUAGGAGUUGUUGUCGGACGAAGAAAAUCUGAUAGUGUAGCAGUCGAGCAGCGAGUGAAUGAUAUCCUAGCGCAGAAUCCAUUAAUUGACGGUCACAAUGAUUGGGCUUGGGUUAUUCGUAAAUAUUUCCGGAAUAAUAUAACUGGUCUGGAUUUGAACGAUAUGACUAAAUAUCGUAAUAUAACGACAAUACACACGGAUAUAACACGAUUGCGAAAAGGUCAAGUGGGCGGCCAGUUCUGGUCCAUCUAUACACCCUGUGAGCAUCAAGGAAGAGAUGCAACUGUGAGUUUUAUGGAACAAAUCGAUUUGGUGAACCGAAUCAUAGCGAAAGAACCAGAGGCAUUCCAGUUGGCCAGAACAGCUGCUGAAGUUCGAGAAGCGUUUCAAGCCAAACGUAUUGCUAGUCUCUUGGGAGUGGAAAGUGGACAAGCUAUCGAAAGCACAUUUUCCAUCCUGAGACUUUUCUAUCAACUGGGAGUACGAUAUAUGACAUUGACACAUAAUUGUAAUACACCCUGGGCUGAUCAGAAUCGUGUUGAUCGACCUGGUUCAACUUUACCCAAGAAUGAAGGGUUAACUGAAUUUGGAAAGAAGAUUAUUGCAGAAAUGAAUCGUCUGGGAAUGUUAGUUGAUCUAGCACAUGUUUCGAAAAAAACUAUGCUUGACGUAUUGGAUGUCACUCGAUCACCAAUCAUAUUCAGUCAUUCAUCGGCGUGGGCAUUGUGUAACCAUUCACGAAAUGUUCAAGACGAUGUACUUCGUCUAGUAAAAAAUAAUCGUGGUAUAGUUAUGGUGGCAUUUACACCCGGUUUCAUUACAUGCGACAGUAAAAACUUGGGAAACAUUUCCAAUGUCGCUGAACAUAUCAAUUAUAUUCGUAGUCUAGUUGGUGUCGAUGGUAUAGGUUUGGGAGGUGAUUUUGAUGGAAUUGAUGAAACACCGUACGAUCUGGUCGAUGUAUCGGGCUAUCCGAAAUUGAUCGAAUAUUUGGUUUCACAAGGCAACUGGACAGAUGAGGAUAUCAUUAAACUGGCUGGUGGCAACAUCUUACGAGUUAUGGAAGAGAAUGAACAGAUUGCCCGCGAAUUACAAAAAACGAUGCAACCAUUGGAAGACAUGAUACCGAUAGCAGAUCUAAUAAAAAAUAAUAUUACAUCAUGUCGAUACUUGGAUAUGUAUCCAAAUGCUGCUGCCGCUUAA
Molecule: messenger RNA, 1284 nt
Organism: Adineta ricciae
Lineage: Eukaryota; Metazoa; Rotifera; Eurotatoria; Adinetida; Adinetidae
Source: the annotation of a GenBank genome assembly